Messenger RNA from Anthostomella pinea, 1410 nucleotides. The record is from the annotation of a GenBank genome assembly. Lineage: Eukaryota; Fungi; Ascomycota; Sordariomycetes; Xylariales; Xylariaceae.
AUGGUCUUCCGAGUUCCCAUUACCGUGGCUUGCCUUGCCUGGGCCGGCUUCAGUACAGCGAUUGACACCAUCACUCGGGAUGUCGUCAUAAUUGGUGGUGGCUCGAGCGGAACCUAUGCUGCCAUCAAGCUGAAGGACGCCAACGUGAGCGUCGCCGUCGUCGACAAGAGCAACCGGCUGGGCGGCCACACUGUCACCUGGGAUGACCCAGUCAGUGGUGCAGCCGUCGACUACGGUGUCAUCGUGCUGGGUAACUCGCCUACGACCCAAGACUACCUGGCACGACUCGGUCUUACCACCGUCACUGGCAAUGUCAGCUUCACAAAUGUCAGCUUCUUCGACUUUAAGUCGGGUGAACACAACCCCUACUACGUCGAGCAUAAUCCCUCGGACGCACUCGAGCGCUACUUCGACCAGCUGGAGAAUUAUCCCUUCCUGAACCUAACAUAUGAUCUCACCGCGGAUAUCCCCGCCGACCUACUCAUUCCCUUCGGCGACUUCAUGAAGAUGUACGAGCUUGGUGAUGCGAGUCGCGCGAUCUACCAGUGGUCUCAGGGAUUCGGCCAGAUUCUCGAGGUCCCCGCCCUGUACAUUCUCAAGUUAUUCAGUGCUCGUGUGGUCAACGGCCUCAGGGGUGCCGGGUUCCUCAUCCCCUCCAACAGAAACAUGAGCUCCAUCUACGCCAAGGCCACUGACAUCCUUGGCGACGAUGUGCUCUUCCGCACUACGGUCGUGACUGCCCAGCGCAGUGAAGUCGACUCUGAAGGAUAUAUCAGUCUGAACGUCCAGCAUGGGGGGACGUCCGUCAUCCGGGCCAACCGCAUCAUUGUCUCGAUCCCUCCUCUCACCGAUGUCGGCUACCUCGGAACUUUUGACCUGGACUCGGCCGAAACUGACGUGUUCAAAAGGUUCAAGUACUUCGAGUGCUGGGCCGGAGUGGUGCGGGAGCCUGCCAUCCCCGCGGGCCUGAACAUCGACAACGUGUCUCCUGGAAACAUGACCAUCCCAUACUUUUUCGCCGACCUUCCCGCCGACUACUUAUUCCGAGCCUCGCCGGCGCCAGCUUGCUACGUGACUGCGUACGGCUUGCCCGAGGGGCAGAGCAAGACUGAAGAUGAGGUUCGGGGCGAGAUCGAGGCGACCAUGCAGCGGCUCCGGGACGCGGGCGCCUACAACACCACGACGACGGAUCCGUAUGAGAUUGUGGCGCUUGCCAACCACAGCCCCUAUGGGUUGCACAUGGAAGUCGACGAUGUCAAGCCUGGUUACUAUCAGAAGAUGUACAACUUGCAGGGACACCUGAACACGUACUGGACGGGAGCGGCUUGGGUCAGUCAUGAUUCAGCUGCUUUGUGGGAAUACACUGCUGAAGUGGUUGCGAACGUUACCAAGAGCUUGCAGAAGGCUUGA